UAGUCCUUAAAGCACCCACUGAUCCAGUGGAACUGAUUAAAAACCAUAUCGAUUUUGUUCUCUUUUUGGAAAUGAUUAUCAUAACGCUGCUGUUAUGCUUUACCAUAGAAGUCUCUGCAGUACCAGUCAAUUCAAAUGUCCGUCGUCCCCUGCUGUUACAAGGAAGGGAAACAGCAACUCAAGGUGCUCAGCACGUUGUAGCCGCAAACCAGAAACCCGAAUCUCCUAUGCCAGCCUCUAUUUCUCCCAGUGUUCAGCCACAGGCAGGAGGUCUACAGCAGCCUGAUCCACAGCCCAUUCCUUCACUGCAACAGUACCCCUGGUAUCCACAAGGGGGCAUGCCCAUGCAGCCACUCUUCUAUGGACCCCACCAGCUGACACUGCCACAGCAGCCUCUAAUUUUCCCACCUUAUGGAUACUUACCGCUGUUCUCCUCACACUAUGGGAAUCAGCUGUUCAGCCCAUAUGGUUACCCAAUGAUUCUGGAAUCGGCUCUCCCACAAACUCCAGCAAAUCAGCUUCCCAACAGUCCAGUGUUACCUGCAGAAAAUGCUGCAGGAGUUGCAGUUGCUCCUUCAAUAGAUGCAACUCAGGGAAUACAGCAGCCACAGCAGCAGCUGCAACAACAGAUUCCCCAGAUUGUAUACAUGCUACAGCAACCAAUGAGCUCACCUCUUGGCAGUCUUAGCUCUGAGGAACUUCAGAUGGCUGCUACAAUGGGCCAAUUGGGGGUGUACAUGCCUAAUGUGCUUACAAACCAGCCUGCGGGAGCUGUCCAGCCCGAGAGCCAGGCCGCAGGACUCACACACCCAGAACAACAAGGCGUUCAGCCAGCUGUGGGGACCUCAGCUGCUGGAGCUCAACCGAUAAAGGCACUGCCGUGCUCUGGAUCACAUCCAAAUGCUAGCGGGUUCUCUGCAGGUUUAGCUGGGUCGGAUGCUGCCACUGCCCAAAGAACUGCUGAACCCCAGCUUCAGCCCAUGCGGGAAACCCUUGUCUGAGACUGUUGUCACCAGUGGAGAUAACCCACAACAUACAGAGAAAACAAAAUGCAUUACUGAUGGGUACUAACAACUAUUCAGUGGAGCUUCUCAAGGAUAUUACUAACCGUUGCUAUUUAAUUUCAUUUAUUAUUAUUUUACUUAAAAAAAUAAAUAAAUAAAAAUAAAUGUCAAAUAAAAAAGGAAAACAAAUAAGGCUGGGCCUGAACUGUUUUGUCUUUCCAUGUUACUGUCUUUCAUAACCUUCAAUUAAAUA
Molecule: messenger RNA, 1257 nt
Organism: Maylandia zebra (zebra mbuna)
Lineage: Eukaryota; Metazoa; Chordata; Actinopteri; Cichliformes; Cichlidae
Source: RefSeq, a predicted model, not a curated record